GCGGAGCGACGCGACCGAUACGCAUUGAUUUGCGAUUUUCGAUUCAAAUUCGCGAGGAAAGCUGUGCGAUCACGUACUGGAACAUUAGAAUUAGUCGAGAGCAUUUUUUUACUCUUUAAUAUAACGUUGAAUAACUAGUUUUUGUGAUAUUUUGGUUAAAAUGUGUGAUAACAAGUGAUUAGAUGUUAAAAAUGUAUAAUUCUAGAGGUCACUUCCUUUUCAUCAGCCAUGAAGAGAAGAAUAAAUUCAACAAAAUUCGUUAAGAAUUGACUACAAAAUUCAAAAAACUAAUUUUAGAUAUAAAAAUAUGGUGAAAACAAAACCACUGGAAACUGGGCCAACAACAAAGAUAAAUAUGAACGAUAUACAAAAAUUAGAAGCGAAUUUCCUCGCUGAUCGUCCAUUGCCAAACGAUGACAAUCAAGAUUUAGCAAAAACCCUCUCUGCAACCAUGACAAAAUCUUUGACAAUCGAAGAAAAGAAGUUUUUAUUAGCUGUGGAGCGAGGUGAUCUUGCUAAUGUCAAACGAAUGUUGCAACGAGCGCAUAAAUACAAUCUAUUCAAUCCAAACUGUGUUGAUAGUCUAGGAAGAACCGCCUUGACACUUGCCAUCGACGGAGAAAACUUAGAAAUGUUGGAAUUAUUAGUCGUAAUGGGUGUGGAGACAAAAGACGCAUUAUUACACUCCAUCAGUGUUGAAUUCGUGGAAGCAGUCGAGUUAUUAUUGGAACACGAAGAGAUUAUUCAUAAAAAGCAAGAUAAAUACAGUUGGCAAACUGUUGAUAAAAACAUCGCAACGUUCACUCCGGACAUAACCCCGCUGGUUUUAGCUGCACAUCGAAACAAUUACGAAAUUCUAAAGCUUUUACUCGACAGAGGUGCAACAUUACCAAUGCCACAUGAUAUAAAGUGUGGCUGUGAGCAAUGCAUACGUGACACAAAAGAAGACUCCCUGCGUCAUUCGCUCUCCAGAGUCAACGAAUACAAAGCUCUAGCGAGCCCAUCGCUCAUCGCAUUGUCCUCAUCGGAUCCGAUACUCACGUCCUUUCAAUUGUCCUGGGAGCUGAGGAACUUGUCAUUUGCUGAACCUGAAUGUAAAGCUGAAUAUACAGAACUUCGUCGACAAUGUCAACAAUUCGCAGUUGAUUUACUUCAACAAUCACGAAGCUCCCAAGAGUUGGCGAUCAUUUUGAAUCACGAUCCAUUGAAUCCACCGUAUGAAUAUGGUGAUAGAAUGCGUUUGAGUCGAUUGAAACUUGCGAUUGAAUAUAAACAGAAAAAGUUUGUGGCUCAUCCGCAUAUUCAACAACUGCUGGCUUCCAUUUGGUAUGAAGGUGUACCAGGCUUUCGACGCAAGUCAUAUGUAACUAAAGUGCUUCUUAUCACUCGAGUUGCUGUGCUGUUUCCGUUUUAUUGUUUACUGUAUUUGGUUGCGCCGAACACGGUGUAUGGAAGAGUGAUGAAGAAGCCAUUUAUGAAGUUUUUGAUUCAUGCGUCUUCAUAUUUAUUCUUUUUAUUAAUAUUAAGUUUGGUCUCACAAAGAGCAGAGUUUGAGAUUGUGGAGUUUUUUGGUACUGAUGAAAUGAAACAGACGAUUGCUGAUCAGAAUCGGAGACAUCGAGGCAACACACCGACUUUUCUUGAGUAUAUUAUUAUUAUUUAUGUUAUAGGAUUUAUCUUUGAAGAAACUAAUGAAAUCUACGUUAUUGGAAUACGAUCCUACCUUCGUAAUCUAUGGAACGCGAUUGAUUUUAUCCGUAACACGUUAUACUGCAUGGUGUUUAUUCUUCGUGUGGCUGCUUAUAUUCAGCAAGCAGAAGAAAUUCGACAAGACUCGCAGAAAGCCUAUGUCCCGCGAGAGAAAUGGGAUGACUAUGAUCCGCAAUUAAUUGCUGAAGGACUAUUCGCUGCAGCAAAUAUUUUUAGCGCCUUGAAAUUAAUUCAUUUGUUUUCUAUCAAUCCACAUUUAGGACCUCUGCAGAUUUCUCUCGGCAGAAUGAUUAUUGAUAUUGUUAAGUUUUUGUUUAUAUAUGCGUUGGUUUUGUUUGCAUUUGCUUGCGGUUUGAAUCAACUUUUAUGGUACUUUUCGGACUUGGAGCGGAAGAAAUGUUUUCCUGGUGAUCAUGGCGAAGCGGAUUGGAAAGGAAAUGGCGAAGCUUGUUCAAAAUGGCGCGGGUUUAUUAAUGUAUUUGAAUCAUCGCAAUCGUUAUUUUGGGCUUCCUUUGGGAUGAUCAACAUAAACAACUUUGAAUUGGAAGGAAUUAAGUCUUAUACGCGUUUCUGGGGUUUAUUAAUGUUUGGAAGUUACUCAGUAAUCAAUAUAAUCGUGUUACUCAACCUGUUAAUUGCAAUGAUGUCGAAUUCCUAUGCUAUUAUCGACUGCCACUCGGAUACCGAGUGGAAAUUCGCAAGAACUAAACUGUGGAUUUCAUAUUUCGACGAAACGCCAACCCUGCCGCCGCCAUUUAAUAUCAUUCCACAUCCCAAAUGGUUCUUCCGAAUGUGCGGGUAUUGCAAUGGCUUAGAUUAUAAAAAUAAAGGCAAAAAGUUAUCACAAGAUCCGGUUGAAAAGGAACACGCACGUCAUUCCAAUGUAAUGCGAGCAUUGGUUUGGAGAUAUGUCACUUCAAUGCAUCGUAAAUGUGAAGAAAACUUAGUCACCGAAGAUGACGUCAACGAAGUCAAAAACGAUAUCUCUGCCUUCCGUUAUGAAAUGUUAGAAAUACUCAAUCGAAAUGGUAUGGAUGUAAGCUGUGCCGAAAAGAAAGAAAAAUCCUGCGCUGGUAAACGAAUGAAAAUCUGGGAGCGUCGUCUAAUGAAAGACUUUAAAGUCGCUCCGGUUACACCAAUGCCUUCUGAAGAAGAAAUUCUGACUGAGAGUGACAGUGGGAAGAAGUCAGAAGAUUCUUUGCAUAGGUUUAGACGAGUUGCUAAACUAGCUUUAUUGCAAUCAAACUUGAACAAAUGGAAGGCAACAGUUGCAGGCGCAACAAACAAUCAGAUAGGUUCCUGUUUCCAUCCACAAUCGAUGAAGAAACAAAAAAAUAUCGCCAAAGCAAUGGCAGAAGCACGAAAACUGGUUGAAAGCAAACAAUUCGCUGCGAUUCCUGACCCUAUUGAACUGCCAGACACAACUUGUGAAGGCAUUUUAAAAUUAGUACAAUUAGAAUCAAUCACACCACUUAGUUCACCUAAGAAAAAGAAACGGUCCCCUAGAAUUACACCUCGUAGUAUAUCGCCACUAGUUGAAUCUUUGCAAACCAAUAUAAACACUAACCAGAAACAAAACAACAACAAUGAAAACACUGAAAGCAUCAGUGAACCUAACGCUAGUAUUCAAGGUGAUUACGAUUCCUAUGUUUCUCAUAAUUAUGCUGAUAAAAAUGAGGCUUUUUUAGAUUCUGACAGGGAAAAUAAUCGAAUUAAAAGUAAAAUGCUUCGAGAGAGAUUUUUCCGCGUAUUAAACAGUACUGAAAGUGAUGAAUUCACUUCAGGUACGUCUCAGGCUUCCGUAAACUCAGAUUUAGGCAACAAUAAUCGACUCAAUCCUCUUGAUAAUGUUAUAGACAGUAUUUUAAAACCUGCAGUUGCAACUGGACCAGAAUGCCUUGAAGUAUUGAACAAAAAUGAAGAAAAUGAUAGUUUAACGUAUGCAACUAAGCGUACACUAGAAAAUUGUUUGAACCAACCACAAGAUGCAAAUGUUUUCAAACAACUUGGUGGAAAAUGGGUUUAAUAUCAUACAAAUUCAUUUAUAACACGAUGUUUAAACUAAAUAA
Dalotia coriaria is the source of this 3779-nucleotide messenger RNA. Its product is annotated as transient-receptor-potential-like protein. Gene Ontology annotation, molecular function: protein binding; inositol 1,4,5 trisphosphate binding; store-operated calcium channel activity. The record is from RefSeq and is a predicted model, not a curated record. NCBI's taxonomy places the organism in Eukaryota, Metazoa, Arthropoda, Insecta, Coleoptera, Staphylinidae. Gene Ontology annotation, biological process: calcium ion transmembrane transport; regulation of cytosolic calcium ion concentration. Gene Ontology annotation, cellular component: cation channel complex; plasma membrane. Bases 308 to 3736 code for a protein of 1142 amino acids. The transcript has 14 exons.